UAAAUUCAAUAAAUAAACGGCCAGUGCCCCCCCCCCCCGAAACGGUCCUUGCCGUCGCCCACCGUCCUGUUUCUCCGUCUUUCCAGAAAUGGCAUCGGACGUCUCUCCCUUGGGGGCUGGUUCAGGCACGUCGGGACCAGCCGCAGGAAGCCUCAGCCAGAGGAGCAGCAAGCGGCGGACGGGGCUGGAGUUUGACGAAGAUGGCGAAGGGAACAGCAAAUUCCUCAGGUGCGAGGACGACCAGCUCUCCACGGACAAAGAGCGGUUCGCUAGGUCCGAUGACGAGCAGAGCUCGGCGGAUAAGGAAAGAUUGGCCAGGGAGAACCACAGCGAGAUCGAACGCCGACGGCGGAACAAGAUGACCGCUUACAUCACCGAGCUCUCUGACAUGGUGCCCACCUGUAGCGCCCUGGCUCGCAAGCCGGACAAGUUGACCAUCCUGCGCAUGGCCGUCUCUCACAUGAAGUCGCUGCGGGGCACUGGGAACACCUCCACGGAUGGCACCUACAAGCCAUCUUUCCUCACUGACCAGGAGCUGAAACACUUGAUCCUGGAGGCGGCCGACGGCUUCCUCUUCAUCGUCUCCUGUGAGACGGGCCGAGUGGUUUACGUCUCUGACUCCGUGACGCCCGUCCUGAACCAGCCGCAGUCGGAGUGGUUCGGCAGCACCCUCUAUGACCAGGUGCACCCCGACGACGUGGAGAAGCUGCGGGAACAGCUCUCCACCUCGGAGAACGCGCUGAGCGGCCGCAUCCUGGACCUGAAGACGGGGACGGUCAAGAAGGAGGGUCAGCAGUCCAUGAGGAUGUGCAUGGGUUCCCGUAGGUCCUUCAUCUGUCGGAUGAGGGCCCAAACAGCACAGCCAGCGGAGCUGGACGUGGUUCCUGGGAGAGAAAGCUUAGCCAGCUACGAGCACCCGCAGGCUGCCCUUCAGGCCGUGAGCACCCCUGGCGCCGAGCACAGCAAGCCUCUGGAGAAGGCCGAGGUCCUCUUCGGCCAGGAGCCGGACCCUCGCUUCAGCGAGAUGUAUAGUGGCAUCAGCCCAGACCGGACGAAGCCCAUUUCAGCCAACUCGGUGCCCACCAGCCAGCCCCUCUUCGCCCCAGGGAACAGUUUCGGGGCUUCCCGCCCGGCUGAGGGCUUCCGCAGCAGCAGCAGCCUGGCGCCCCCAGUGAACGUCCUGCAGCCUGGCCGGACGCACUCGACCUCCGCCGGACCCAUCCUGGCCCACCUCUCUCGCCAUGCCAGCCCCAGUCAGGUCUCCGGAAGCGCCUGGGCUUCGGGAUCGCGUCCGCCUUUCGCGGCCCAACCAGCGGCUUCCCAGCCAGUGAAGACUCGCCCCCCGUCGUUUGCCAUGGGCAGCUUCCAGGCCACGCCGUCCUCCUUCGGCCCCAUGCCGAAUCCCGGUUCCGCGGCCUCGCCAGCCGGUGCUCCCUACCCAAACCUUGCCGGUCGGAACGCCCCUUUCGCCGCUGGAGAGAGCGGGCAGAAUCCGGCCCCGUUCCAGGCGCGGACGGCGGAAGGAGUCGGCGUUUGGCCACAGUGGCAGAGCUCAGGCGAGUCCCAUGUCCAGCAGCAGCAGCAGCAGCCUGCCCAGCCGGAGGUCUUCCCGGAUAUGCUGUCAAUGCUGGGGGAACAAGGAACCAACUACAGCAAUGAAGAGUUUCCCGAACUGAAUAUGUUUCCGCCCUUUUCGGAGUAAGCGAGGGAGACGACCUGCCCCCCUGAUGGGACAUUAUUCUGUGUAGCAGCGAGGAGGAGGAGGGGAGGGGGGGUCUCUUCUUCGCUCCCCCUGACUUUUUGCAAAGAGCCCCCAAGUCUUCCUGUGUGUGUGGGGUGGGGGUGGGGAGAAGCCUCAUGGGGGAGUCACGAACACAGGCAAACUGAGAGGCUGCAUCUCCCCACCAAAUCUCUGGGGCUGCCUCCCUGCCAGCCCGCAACGGACGUUACUUUUGGAGACGUAUUCAAGCAAUCUUAGAAGGAACCGAAGGGGUGUAUUUUUUCCCCCCCUUCCCCAUCCAACAUGGGAAAAGAUGCUUGGGAAGGGAAAUGGUCAGCAAGGGGUUCGUCCCGCCCCCCCCUCUCCGGUCUUUAAUUUUUAAUUCUAUGGCGUAAUCUUUUAUACCUACCUUGUAUUCUCGUUUAUACACGUGGCGGGAGCCGAAUUUUGUCAAGAGAGGCUCCUGCUUCGAAGGCGGUUUUGUGACAGGGAGAACUCUACCCCCCCCCCGUGUUUCUUCCCUUGAUACGCGUGUCUCUCUUUAUCUCUCUCACAAGCAGUAUUAAUGAAAUGUGGGGUGGGUGGGGGUGGCUUGACAUCCCCCCCCCCCAAUCUCCUCAUCCGGUCCUUUUGUUGGUUAACUUGUCUUUCCACACUUCUUUCGGGCCACGUUGUGCUCUGCGCUUGGGAGACUGUGCUGGCACAAUCUUCUUCGUAAAAAUCCCCCUUUUGGUGGGGGGGUGGCGAUUGACAAUCAUGGUAGACUGCCAAGAGAAAAACGGUCCCUGUUUUAGGAAUAAUGUCUAGAGCCCCGAUUGAGGGAGGGGCUGUCCCAUUCUCGGAAAUUAGGGAAAGGAUGCUGGUUUAAUCCUGGAGGCGACCAAGGGAAGCUGGUUGGCAUCUUUUCAGCACUGAUUGGUUGCUCUCCAACCCGGGCGAUUAUCAUGGGUCGGGGUGCUUUCCGGCGCCCCCUUCCCUCCCCUUCCCGAUCUGUGUGAAGCCCUUUUCCUCUUUCCUUGUAUGCGCUUCCCCACGGGGACACCUAAAAGCCAUAAAAAAAAUUGCACAAAGAGCA
Molecule: messenger RNA, 2795 nt
Organism: Thamnophis sirtalis
Lineage: Eukaryota; Metazoa; Chordata; Lepidosauria; Squamata; Natricidae
Source: RefSeq, a predicted model, not a curated record